This is a messenger RNA of Hipposideros armiger (great roundleaf bat), 1498 nucleotides long. RefSeq names its product fasciculation and elongation protein zeta 1 (gene FEZ1). Gene Ontology annotation, cellular component: axon; cytoplasm. The transcript has 8 exons. The record is from RefSeq and is a predicted model, not a curated record. The coding region runs from base 1 to 1161 and encodes 386 amino acids. NCBI's taxonomy places the organism in Eukaryota, Metazoa, Chordata, Mammalia, Chiroptera, Hipposideridae.
AUGACGCAUGGUUCCCGCGCGUGCCAGUGGGCGGGUGCCCGAGCGCUGGCGCGCCCCCGGAGCCCGGGUACGAGCACGGGGAGGAGGAGGAGGGAGGGUGGAGGGGAGUUCGCUGCAGCCGUCGCCGCUGCCCGGCCGCCGCUGCCCGGCCGCUGCCCUGCGCUGCGCUCCGGCAGUUCUGUGGAUGGAGGUGUCCCGCUGAGCCCCGGGACCCGCCUCCCUCCGCCAGGACCAGCACAGGUGCAGUCGCGGGGGGCGACCUUGGUCCGGACCAACCCACGGCAGUGGGUGGGGGUUGGACGGGGUGGUGAAGAGGCCCCGCGACCUGGGCUUCCCGGCGGGACCCCUGACCCGUCCCAUCCUCUUCUCUUUGUUUACAGGGUUUGGGAUGCUCUGACAGACAAUUACAUCCCUUCACUCUCAGAAGACUGGAGGGACCCAAACAUCGAGGCUCUGAAUGGAAACAGCUCUGACACUGAGGUAAUUGAGGAGAUUGAGGAAAUGAUGCAGAACUCGCCAGACCCUGAGGAGGAAGAGGAGGUUCUGGAAGAGGAGGAUGGGGGUGAAACCUCUUCCCAGGCGGACUCAGUCCUCCUGCAGGAGAUGCAGGCCUUGACCCAGACCUUCAACAACAACUGGUCCUACGAAGGACUGAGACACAUGUCUGGGUCUGAGCUGACCGAGCUGCUGGACCAGGUGGAGGGUGCCAUCCGAGACUUCUCAGAGGAGCUGGUGCAACAGCUGGCCCGCCGGGACGAGCUGGAAUUUGAGAAGGAAGUGAAGAACUCCUUCAUCACCGUGCUUAUUGAGGUUCAGAACAAGCAGAAGGAGCAGCGAGAACUGAUGAAAAAGCGGCGGAAAGAGAAAGGGCUGAGCCUGCAGAGCAGCCGCAUAGAGAAGGGAAACCAGAUGCCUCUCAAGCGCUUCAGCAUGGAAGGCAUCUCCAACAUCCUGCAGAGUGGCAUCCGCCAGACUUUUGGCUCCUCAGGAACUGACAAACAGUAUCUGAACACAGUCAUCCCUUACGAGAAGAAAGCCUCCCCUCCAUCAGUGGAAGACCUCCAGAUGCUGACAAACAUUCUCUUUGCCAUGAAGGAGGAUAAUGAGAAGGUGCCCACUUUGCUAACGGACUACAUUUUAAAAGUGCUCUGUCCUACCUAACCUUGCCCUUGGGAGCAGCCUUGCAGCGGAGGUCACUGAGCAAGAGUCAUUCCAUCACAGGGAUUGCAUGACACCAUGUAACCUCCGACGUGUAUUUAAACGUGUAGAGCUUAACCUGGAUUAAACAUGAGCAAACGCGCGGGUCCUUUGCUGUUGGCUUCUAGUCCUAGUAAUCAUUGGAUGCAUGACAAGGGGCAGGGCUGGGGACAUUGCCUCCUCUCUGCCUAUGUUGGAGGAAGGCAGAUGCUCUCGCUACUCAUUAUCUAGUCUGGCUCCAGCCCUCAAAACAGCUUACACUCUAAGACUAAUUUUGAAAUAAAUCUUCAUUUAAUUAAUA